AGGUGAAGAAUCUCACUGAUCCCGAUGUUCAAAUCCCCCAUCAAGAUGAAGAUCCCUGCCCUUAUCAUUCCCCCCUCUUCCUCACUUGCUCCCACGAUCACAGAACCCCACCCUUCUCUCAACGAAAUGAAGAAUCUCUGCCGGGCUCUCCAAUUCAUCAGAAAAGGUGACCCUGUCAAGGCCAAAAAUGUCCUCAAAGGCAUUCGCCACAAGCACCAAUCCUCGGCAGUUUUCCACCGAGUACACAGUGCAGUACUCUGCCAUUAUGCCACGAAGCUGAUCAAUGAUCCUGAAAGCCAAACAUACCAAUACGACAACGCCCUCGACUCAGCACAUCAAGCUACCAUACUCUCCCCCAACAAUCUUGAGUUCUCUUUCUACUACGUGACACGUCUUGUUUCUCACUGCAAAUAUGAAGAGGCCAAAAAAGAGUGUGAGCGUGCUCUUGCAAUUACCAACCCUGUCGAUUUUUUAAUGGACUAUAUCAAAGAGAGCAACCAAGAAACCUCUACCUUGGAAAGGAUUUCCCUCCACCAAGACUAUCUUCAAUUUCUAUUGUAUGUCUUAAAGAGCCCAAAUCUUUCUGAAAAAUGCAGGAAGACACUGCUGAUUGACCCUGGCAUAGUCCAAAUUCGAACUUAUUUACGGUCACUGCAGACUCCGACAGAAUGGAGAGAUCUUCUCCGGGUGCCUAUUAAGGACUUUGAGUAUAAGACUGACUUCAAAUUCCCUUUUGAAGCUUUAACCUUUAGUCAUGAGAAGCACAUUUGGAAGUACUGGGUAUGUCCUUGCUGCGAUGAGCAAGACUUUAAUGAUGCACAAUUAAUGUGGCAGCAUAUGCUGGAGGAGCAUCUGUACGAACCCCCUGAAGAGUUGCAGUCCUUCCUACCGAAACAACUCGAUCAACAUUGGACUGACAAGAUUGUAAAAGGCAUAUGGGAGCCCAUUGAUAUCCGUGACAGGACAACAAACAGUAACCUAGAAUGCUCAUUAUCGACUAAUACCGAGAGAAGCUUUUUUCUCAAGAGAAUCAAAUGCAAUUUUUGGUUGCUUGCCACUAAUAAUUGCUUGUCAAAGAGCCAUAUUGACAAGGUUUUAAGAUACGUCAUGGGAGAAAAUCAAGUUCUUCCAUCUGUGCAAGACCUAGAGAAUGUUGGAACUGGUGAUCAGUUGAUACUUUGUAUUCGAAUCUUGGAUUCUUUGCAGCUCGAAAAAGUACAUAAUUUCUUGGAGAGUCUCGUGCAAGCUUGUAAUUUAUGCAUACGUGCUGAGCGCCAUAGACCUCUGGGAAAUGCAUUUCUAGAUAGCCCUGGCAUUGGGGUCACUCUUGAUGACAGUUUUUUGCAUAUCGAUUUGGAUCUGAAGCCAUUAUCCAACAGUGAAAAUUCUUUGUCAGCUGAAGACAAAACAUGGAGUUCCCCCGAUGUAAAUCGCGUCAUGUGUUGGUUAUAUGAAGAUCAAAAUCAUACAGAGAAAAUUAAUGCUUUAGCUGCAGAGAGAGAGGUUGAGACUAUUAAUAUUGUUGAAAAAUUGCGGAAUGAAUAUGAAGACUUGUGUAUGAUAUGCAGUAAAAAAAGAAAACUCAUUCAGUAUCAGGAUGCUCUAAACCUCUUCAAAAAUAAAUGUAAGAACGAACUAGCGGAAAGGGCAAAUUCUGCAGAGUAUCUGACACAAUGGAAAAAAGAACUUGCUGAAAAAGCUGAAAGUGGAAACGAUUCAUUGAUCUGUGUUAUUUCUGACAUCCUUACGGAAGCAGAGACUUUAAAUGCAUCCAGAAAGCAGGAUGGUGCUAUAAAUCAGUCUAAUGAUAAUGAUAAAGACAACUCAACAAGCUCCUUAGAUAACUCCUGCAUAAAAGCAGCACACAAAAAAUUAGAGUCAUCAUCAAAUGUAGAGAUUUGCAUAGCCGACGCACAGAUCAUGAAAAAUCUAGCCACCACUAGGCAGUUGCAGCUCAAUCUCGAAAGAGAUUGUACUGUUGAUUAUCGUGUGAUACUUGUACCACACCUGAGAGCUUACAUACAGGAAGCCCUUAAGCGAAGAAUUGCAGAACAAAAAGAGUCUGGAGCCAAAAUUGAAGCCUCUUUCAAAGAACUCCUACAUGAUGAUGAAAAACAGACCGUUAAAAGAGAUUAUAACCGGAAACAAUUACAGGAAACCGCAAGGGGUAAAACGAAAAGUAGUAGUUUCAAAAAAUCUAAACGCAAACAGUCUAGAUAGUCUUGAAUCUAGUUCACUUGUUUCACUGCAACAAAAAAGGAUGAGGUUCUCUUGUCAAUAUUUCAAUAAUUCUUUCAAGAACAAGGAGAUUAGUUCAGGUACAACU
Molecule: messenger RNA, 2326 nt
Organism: Asparagus officinalis (garden asparagus)
Lineage: Eukaryota; Viridiplantae; Streptophyta; Magnoliopsida; Asparagales; Asparagaceae
Exons: 3
Coding region: 25-2220 (731 amino acids)
Source: RefSeq, a predicted model, not a curated record